Messenger RNA from Trypanosoma grayi, 2685 nucleotides. Its product is annotated as lanosterol synthase. The record is from RefSeq and is a predicted model, not a curated record. Gene Ontology annotation, molecular function: lanosterol synthase activity. Gene Ontology annotation, biological process: triterpenoid biosynthetic process. Lineage: Eukaryota; Euglenozoa; Kinetoplastea; Trypanosomatida; Trypanosomatidae. The transcript has a single exon. Gene Ontology annotation, cellular component: lipid droplet. The coding region runs from base 1 to 2685 and encodes 894 amino acids.
AUGACAGUGCGCUCGAAUGAUGACGAUGCGCCCAAAUGCCAUUCAGGCCCAUCGUCCACGCCAGCAUCUGCGCCCUUCCCGUUUGAGAGUGUAGUGCCUCCACCACCAUCUACUUUUCUUGGCAACUUUGUUGCCGUAGCAGUAACAGUUGGACAAUACGUUUCCCUGUGCGUCUUCUUCUUCUUCACAUGGCCGGUGCUGCUUCCUUUACACUGGCUGCUGGUGGUGUUGGACCGGCAUAACCGGCGGAGGGUUAUGCAGCACCAGCAGCAGUGGCCAUUCCAGAGCGUGCCACACGUACGCCCGAUUCGUGUCCCCGCGUCAAGAGAUUUCCCUCUUGAGAAUUGGCAUCUGCGCUGCGAGGAUGGUCGUCAACGCUGGCACUACGGUGAACUGUUGAACGAGGAGGAGGGCAACAAACUCGGCAAGACGCAAGCCGCAGGGCUGGAGUACAUUCCAUCCAGUGAUAUUCCCAUGAUUGGGGCUCACUAUGAACAGGCGGAGGCGGCAGUAGCCACACCAACGAAAGAGCUGGACAUGCGUUUUAUCAAGGCGGAGCGGCGCCGCUUUCUGGAGCAGUACCAGCUCGGUCUCAUGGGUACCGCACCCGUGAAACGGCGCCAAACGCCGGAGGAUGCUAUGCGGGACGGGGUUAAGUUUCUGCUUCGGCUGCAGGACCCGUAUUCGGGUCAUUGGCCGAACGAUUACAGCGGCCCUUUGUUCCUCGCCCCUGGAGUCAUUUUCGUGAAAUUUAUUAUUGCAGGUGGAGAUAUCAAAAAGAUGUUUCCACCACACAGUGAUCACCGGCACAAGGAUGAUAGACCGUGCCGCUGUGGGGAUGCAGAACGUUUAGAGCUGAUACGAUACUUGCGCAAUUACAUGAACACGGAUGGCGGUUUUGGUCAGCACACAGAGGGCCACAGCACAAUGCUUGGUACUGUGCUGAACUACGUGGCACUUCGUUUCAUGGGGGUGCCAGCUGAUGAUGCAGACAUUAUUCGUGCGCGUUCGUGGAUACACAGCCAUGGUGGAGCGGUUUCCAUCCCAACAUGGGGCAAAGUAUGGCUCUGCAUUGUGGGUUUGUAUAGCUGGGAUGGUAUUAAUCCCGUGCCCCCAGAGAUGUCGCUUCUGCCUGAGUGGAUGCCGUUUUCACAAGGCCGGCUGUGGUGCCACAGCCGUGUCGUCUCUGUGCCGUUUUCAUAUUUGUACGGUAUGCGAUGGAUGCCACCACCUCACGCAGUAUUGGAGAGCCUGCGACAGGAGUUAUACACUGAACCGUACAGCCGGAUUCAGUGGGAUCAGCACCGCAAUAACAUCUGUGUCAAGGACUGCUAUACACCACUUUCACCACUCUACUUGCUUCUGACAAAAAUGCUUUUGUUCUACGAGCGGUGGCACAUCAAAAGUCUCCGCAAGCGCGCAAUGGAGGUGGCAUGGACGCACAUCGCAUACGAUGAUGAGAACACACACUUCAUAUGUCUCGGUCCAGUGAACAAAGCGCUGGAUAUGCUCGUUACGUGGAUACGUGAGGGCGAAAACAGUGGGCGCUACAAGAACCACGUUGAUCGCGUAGAUGAUUACUUCUUCAUGGGGCCAGAAGGCAUGCGUAUGAGCGGCUACAACGGAUCGCAGUUGUGGGACACAUCAUUUGCUGUUCAGGCCAUCUGCGCCUGCAAUAUGGAGCUCCUGUAUCCACAGGAAACAGCUCUAGCUCACCAUUACGUGGAUGUUGCACAGGUUCGAGAAGAUCCUGAGGCGGCCGCGCACUUCUACCGUCACCGCACCAAAGGCGCAUGGAACUUUAGCACUGGCCCGCAGUCAUGGCAGGUGUCAGACUGCACCGCGGAGGGCCUUCGUGUGGUGCUGCUGCUACGUCACAAGCCGUUUUUAGUUACCCGCAUCCGCGACGCCGUGGAUGAGAUAUUGUCGUUGCGCAACAGAGGCGGUGGGUGGGCCUCGUACGAGCCCACGCGUGCACCACUUUACGUGGAGCUUCUAAACUGUGCCGACCUAUUCAAGAACGUGAUGACGGAUUACUGCUACGCCGAGUGCAGCAGUAGCUGCAUCCACACCUUGUCCCUCUUUCGCGAACACUACCCGAAUUAUCGUCGGGCCGAAGUGAACACCGCCAUUCGCGAGGGUGUGCAGUGCGUCCUGUCGCUGCAGUGCCCAGACGGCGCGUUUUACGGAAGCUGGGCCGUUUGCUUCACGUACGCUGCGUGGCUAGUCGCUAGUGCCUUGUAUGUGUCCCACGAGAUUGCCGACAUGGCGAACCAUCCCGCCUGCCUGCGCUUGAUUGACUUCCUACUGGCGCGGCAGAACGCCGAUGGCGGGUGGGGUGAAGACGUCACCGCCUGCGCGCGUGGUGUGUGGGUCGACAACCCGAACGGCAGCCAAGUCGUGAACACCGCGUGGGCCGUCAUGGCCAUCAUGGCGGCGGCCGGCGACAGUGCCCGGAGCAAGCCGAAGCGACGUGAACAGAUUGGCGUCGCAGUGGAGCGCGGCAUCCGCCUGCUCAUGUCACGACAAUUGGCGAGCGGGGACUGGGCGCAGGAGCGCAUCAGCGGCGUGUUCAACGGCAAUAACCCGAUCCACUACCCAGGGUACAAGAACAGCAUGCCGGUAUGGGCGCUCGGCACGUACAACAGCUGGAAGAGAAGCUACACAAUGGCGCGGUACCGCUGA